This is a messenger RNA of Lactuca virosa, 378 nucleotides long. The record is from the annotation of a GenBank genome assembly. NCBI's taxonomy places the organism in Eukaryota, Viridiplantae, Streptophyta, Magnoliopsida, Asterales, Asteraceae.
AUGGGCCCUUGGAAUAACGCAUUAUUUCUUCUUGCUAUAUUCAUGGGAAUUCUUAAUUUUUCCCUAGCCCAAAACUCGCCACAAGACUUUGUUGAUGCUCAUAAUCAGGCUCGAGCUCAGGUUGGUGUGGGGCCCAUGACUUGGGAUAGUAAUGUGGCUGGUUUCGCAGAAAAUUAUGCCAAUCAAAGACGUGGUGACUGUCAGUUGGUGCACUCCCAAAACAGUCCUUACGAAAAGAUGUGUGGGCAUUAUACUCAAGUUGUUUGGCGUAAUUCGGUUCGUCUUGGUUGUGCAAGGGUUCAAUGCAAUAAUGAUGCAUGGUUCGUGACAUGCAACUAUGAUCCACCCGGCAACUAUGUUGGAGAGAAACCUUACUGA